Diorhabda carinulata is the source of this 992-nucleotide messenger RNA. RefSeq lists its product as uncharacterized. Gene Ontology annotation, cellular component: extracellular region. Bases 104 to 931 code for a protein of 275 amino acids. The record is from RefSeq and is a predicted model, not a curated record. Gene Ontology annotation, molecular function: chitin binding. NCBI's taxonomy places the organism in Eukaryota, Metazoa, Arthropoda, Insecta, Coleoptera, Chrysomelidae. The transcript has 3 exons.
GAUCUCUCAAUAAAUAGGAAUGAAGUAUAAAAGAAUGAAUUUUCUCCAAAUCAUUCAAAACAUCUUCACAUGAAUAGAGAGAUACUUUUAAAAUAAGUUAAAAAUGCUGAAGCUUGUUAACGUAUUGUGUCUCGCGUUUUUUGUGAGUGUUAACUCUUACCCAUCCCCAUGCCCACUAGGCGCUUAUUUUCCUCAUUUAUCUGACUGUACCAAGUUUUACCAAUGUGCUCCAUCUGGAGCAGUGGAAAUGAGUUGCGCUCCUGGAACCGCUUGGGAUCAGUCUAUUCUAACAUGUAAUCAUUAUAGCGAAGAGCUAUGUCAACGUUAUGUAACAACAGCUGCAUCAGAUGAUGCAGAAGAAGAAACCACCACCGAAGCCGCCGAAACAACAACCAAAGCUGCUGAAACAACCACCGAAGCUGCUGAAACUACAACAGAAGCUGCUGAAACUACAACCGAAGCCGCCGAAACAACAACCAAAGCUGCUGAAACAACCACCGAAGCUGCUGAAACUACAACCGAAGCUGCUGAAACAACUACUGAAGCUGCCGAAACUACAACUGAAGCAGCUGAAACUACAACCGAAGCUGCUGAAACAACUACUGAAGCUGCCGAAACCACCACCGAAGCUGCUACAACAACCACUGAAGCUUCGGAAAUCACGACUGAAGCUGCCGAAACUACAACUGAAGCUGCCGAAACUACAACUGAAGCUGCUGAAACAACCACUGAGGAUCCCAUCGACAUUGCUGAGCAAAUUUGUGCUGCACGAAGUACUGAAAGAUUCAUAACCGCUGAUCCAACCUCAUGCAGCAACUACAUUAUGUGCAAUAACGGCCAAGUAAUGUUAAUAGGCUCGUGUGCGACAGGUUCCUAUUUUGACGCAAAAACAUCAAGUUGUUCAACAGACGACAGCGUUUGCAGUUCUUGAAUGUUAUUACAAUAUGUAUAUACAAUUGAAUAAACUAACUAUUAUAUUCCGUAUUAACAUA